Coturnix japonica (Japanese quail) is the source of this 3503-nucleotide messenger RNA. RefSeq names its product transcription factor CP2 (gene TFCP2). Gene Ontology annotation, molecular function: DNA-binding transcription activator activity, RNA polymerase II-specific; RNA polymerase II cis-regulatory region sequence-specific DNA binding. The record is from RefSeq and is a predicted model, not a curated record. NCBI's taxonomy places the organism in Eukaryota, Metazoa, Chordata, Aves, Galliformes, Phasianidae. Gene Ontology annotation, cellular component: nucleus. Gene Ontology annotation, biological process: positive regulation of transcription by RNA polymerase II.
GCCCGGCGGGGAGCGGGGACGGGGGGCUGCCAUAGGGCCGGGACAGGGGGCUGCCAUAGGGCCGGGAUAUGCUGCUAUAGGGCCGGGAUAUGCUGCUAUAGGGCCGGGAUAUGCUGCUAUAGGGCCGGGACGGGCUGCGGGGCGGGCAGCCAAGGGACGGGGUCGGGGGCAGCCGGGACGGGGGUACACAUAGGGCCUGGGGGGGCCUGUAAGGCCUAGUAGGGCCUGGGGGUAUUUGUAGGCAUUAGGAGGGUGCAUGUAGGGCCUGUGUGGGCUAUAGGGCUUUUGUAGGGCCUGAGGGUGCUUAUAGGCCUUAAGAAGGCCUAGGGAUAUUAAUAGGGCCUUAGGAAGGCACGAGGGUGCCAGUAGGGCCUUUGGGGACUAUAGGGCUCCUGUAGGGCUCCUGUGGGGGCUAUAGGGCUCCUGUAGGGUCUGUGGGGGCUGUAAGGCUCCUGUGGGGGCUAUAGGGCUUCUGUAGGGCCUGGGGAGCCCCCCAAGGGCUGUUUGUAGGGCCUGCGGGGGUGCAGCCCUUUGGAGGGGGUUACCCAGAGGCCGCAGCCCUUCAGGUGGUGCCUUAAAGGCCUUUGGGCUGCGAUAGUGUUUGUAGGACCCGGGGGGGUCUGUGUGGGUGCAGAGCGGAGCUGCGGAGCCCCAGGUUUGGGGUGGGGGGGGUGACGUACCCGUGGACCCCGCCCGCACUGGGAACGCGGCCCCGGGCCCUGCAGGGGGAGCAUGGCCUGGGCGCUGAAGCUGCCGCUGGCAGAUGAGGUGAUCGAGUCGGGGCUGGUGCAGGAUUUCGAUGCCAGCCUGUCGGGCAUCGGGCAGGAGCUGGGAGCGGGAGCCUACAGCAUGAGCGACGUCCUGGCGCUGCCCAUCUUCAAGCAGGAGGAAUCCAGUUUGCCUCCAGAGAACGAGAACAAAAUUCUGCCCUUCCAGUACGUGCUGUGUGCGGCCACGUCACCCGCUGUGAAACUGCAUGAUGAAACACUCACCUACCUCAACCAAGGGCAGUCCUAUGAGAUCCGUAUGCUGGACAACAGGAAGAUCGGGGAGCUGCCCGAGAUCAAUGGGAAGCUGGUGAAGAGCAUUUUCCGGGUCGUGUUCCAUGACCGACGGCUGCAGUACACGGAGCACCAGCAGCUGGAGGGCUGGCGAUGGAACCGGCCCGGGGACAGGAUCCUGGACAUAGAUAUCCCGAUGUCUGUGGGCAUCAUUGACCCGAGAGCCAAUCCCACCCAGCUCAACACCGUGGAGUUUCUGUGGGACCCUUCGAAGAGGACGUCGGUGUUCAUCCAGGUGCACUGCAUCAGCACCGAGUUCACCAUGCGGAAGCACGGCGGGGAGAAGGGGGUGCCAUUCCGGGUGCAGAUCGACACCUUCAAGGAGAAUGAGAACGGGGAGUACACGGAGCACCUGCACUCAGCCAGCUGCCAGAUCAAGGUGUUCAAGCCCAAAGGAGCCGAUCGGAAGCAGAAAACAGACCGUGAGAAGAUGGAGAAGCGCACCCCGCAUGAGAAGGAGAAGUACCAGCCCUCCUAUGAGACCACCAUCCUCACCGAGUGCUCUCCGUGGCCUGAGAUCACCUACGUCAACAAUGCACCAUCUCCUGGCUUCAACAGCUCCCACAGCAGCUUCUCCAUUGGGGAAGGGAAUGGGUCUCCAAACCACCAGCCUGAGCCCCCCCCUCCGAUCGCAGAUGUAAGUCACACUUCAGAGCUUAUGCUUGGGAACCUGCUGCCCACCAGCACACCCCAGGAGGCCCAACAGUGGCUGCACAGGAACCGUUUCUCCACAUUCUCCCGUCUGUUCCGGAAUUUCUCAGGUGCAGACUUGCUGAAGCUGACCAGGGAAGAUGUCAUCCAGAUCUGUGGCCCUGCAGAUGGCAUCAGGCUCUUCAACGCGCUGAAAGGACGGAUGGUGCGGCCCCGGCUGACCAUCUACGUGUGCCAGGAGUCCCAGCAGCUGCAGGAGCUGCAGCAGAAGCAUGAGGACGGCGACGCGGUCACCAGCACCUUCUUUGUGUACCACGCCAUCUACCUGGAGGAGCUGACGGCGGUGGAGCUGACGGAGAAGCUGGCUCAGCUCUUCAGCAUCUCCUCGCAGCAGAUCAGCCAGAUUUACAAGCAGGGUCCUACAGGGAUACACGUGCUGAUCAGUGAUGAGAUGAUUCAGAACUUCCAGGAUGAAUCCUGCUUUGUUCUGGAUACCAUGAAAGCCGAAACCAACGACAGCUACCACAUCAUCCUGAAGUAGGAGGAGGGUGAUGAGGAACAGCCACGGUGCUCCCAUGGACUGUGAGUCCCCCUCACUUCCAGCACCGGGACAUGAGAGCGGAGAUCCAGAAGCUCCCAUUGGCCUCAGAACCCAGAGCUGCUCCUUCUCAGCCCUUUCCUCGCCCUCACAGCUGCAAAGCACCCAUGGGUGCUGCUACUGCUGGCUCAAUGGGCAGAGUUCAGCUCUGGGACCUCAAAGCUGCACGAGGGUUUUUCCUGGCUCCGUUUUACCAGCAGCUCCUGUGACGUUCAGGCUGGUGAGAGGACAUGAAGGAAACCAGCCCGGUGCUGCCGGCCCCGUGGGGCUGAGCGGGUCUCAAUCACACACACGGGGUGGUGGGAGAGGCCUGGCAGGGAUUCCCUGCAGCACUUUGGCUGUGAUGGAAGUUGGGCUGUUGGGCUUUUUCUCCUUUCCUCCACCAUGGAAGCGCUGUUGGGACCCGCAGGGAUCACCCAGCCCAACUCCCCACAGGACUCACCCAAAGGGGGGGCAGUUUGCUGCAUGUUUUUGUGGUUUCAAGUGAAAGGGAGAAAAAUCCCCCAUUCCUGGGCUGGAAACCUGGAGAUGGACCAGAGCACUGAGCUCAUGGCUGCAAUUGUGUCCUGCCCCAGCUCUGCAGAUGGAAAUGGGGGGAAAUGGGGUGAGUUUGGGACUCAGCCUCAAUGGGACAUUCAACUCAACUCAAUGGGAUGCUCAGCUCGAUUCAAUGGGACAGUCAGCUCAAUGGGACACUGAGCUCAGUGGGAUGCUCAGCUCUAUGGGACACUCAGCUCAAUGCAAUGGGAUGCUCAGUGGGACCCUGAGCUCAGCUCUAUGGGAUGCGUUGCUCUAUGGGAUGCUCAUCUCAUCUCAAUGGGACAUUGAUGUCAAUGUGACGCUCAGCUCACUGGUCUCAAUGUGCCACUCACCUCGGAGCUGUUCUCAGCCCAAUUCAAGGUUCGGUUCGGCCCAAUGCAGCCGCCCCCCCCCGCCUCCGUGUGAUCCCCAGCUCGGCCCAAUGGCGGUUCGGCUGCAGAGAGGACCCGGUUCGGUUCUGCAGAUGGACUCAUUGCGUUCAAUGGGGCUCAGCUCGGUUCGGUUCGGCCCAGCGGUACCGCAGCUCGUUGUGCAGGAUGUGGAUCCGCUCCAGUCGGUACCGGGGGGUUCGGGCGGUACCGGGGUCGGUACCGGGGGUUCGGGUCCCAUCCCGCUGUGUAACGGAGCCGGGUCCGGUAAAGUUUUGUACGGAC